GCUGGCUGAGCCACCUUCAUCUUUCCAAUAUCCUUUAUUCGCUCUAGCUUGAAUAUAGCUUCUGCUUUUGUCUGUGGUAAAUAAGUUUCAACUGUUCAGCAUGGCUCAAGAUCCCCGAGUUCUUCUCCAAAAAGCUGAUCAAGCGCUGAGUCGCGCAUCUGGUGGCUUUAGCUUCUUUGGCGGUCGCACAGAAAAAUAUGAAAAUGCAGCCGACUUGUACUCGCAGGCUGCGAAUGCCUUCCGAGUUCAGAAGCAGAACAAGGAAGCCGGUCUUGCAUUUGAAAAGGCCGCAUCUAUUCAGGCGCAGAACCUCAACGAGCCCGAUGACGCUGCCAACACCCUGACCGAAGCCUUCAAGGUCUACCGCAAGUCCGACCCCGAGGACGCCGCCCGCGUGCUCUCCAGCGCCAUUCAACACUACGUGCUCAAGGGAAACCUCCGUCGCGCUGCGUCGCAGCAGCAACAUCUGGCCGAAGUGUAUGAGGUGGAACUGGGUGACAACAAGAAGGCCCUGGAAGCCUAUGAGAAGGCGGCGGAAUGGUUUGAGGGUGAUAAUGCUGAGGCCCUCGCGAACAAGCACUACCUCAAGGCCGCGGAUCUGGCCGCCCUCGAGGGUGACUACUACAAGGCCAUCGAGCACUACGAGCGCAUCGGCCGCUCAUCCAUCAACAACAACCUUAUGAAGUGGUCGGUCAAGGACUACUUCCUCAAGGCUGGUAUCUGCCACCUGGCGACGAAUGACUUGGUCGCCACCAACCGUGCUCUCGAGAACUACCGCGACAUCGACACCACCUUCGCCUCCACGCGUGAGCACCAGCUCCUCGUCGACCUGGUUCAGGCCUGUGAAGCAGGUGACCAGGAAGCUUUCGCCGACAAGCUUUUCCAGUACGACCAGCUCAGCAAGUUGGAUAAGUGGAAGACGACGCUCCUGCUGCGGAUUAAGAACAAUAUUGAGUCGCAAGAGGAGGACUUUUCUUAGCGCCUCGUUUGCCUUCUUUUCUUUGUCCUCGUUCUUGUUUGAGCUAGUUAUUUGGUUUUGAAAUACUUGAUAAACCGAGGAAAGGUCACCUCUCCUGCUUUCGAGUUCCCAAUCGCAUCUCAAGUGUUUACUUCUUUGGCUGGUUCCAUGCUUAUUAGAUACAUGCCGCGCUGUGCCUAUCACGCUCCAUCAUUGCGAAUUAUUAUUAUUGAAGGUUAUUUUGUUUCUACCGAUCGACCCCAUAUAGCAUCAUUUUGACCCUGACUGUGCUCGAUGAUUGUUGACCUCAUCUAUAUUUUAUAUCG
Aspergillus aculeatus ATCC 16872 is the source of this 1284-nucleotide messenger RNA. It is a transcript of the gene sec17, whose product is annotated as alpha-soluble NSF attachment protein SEC17. The record is from RefSeq and is a predicted model, not a curated record. Gene Ontology annotation, cellular component: SNARE complex; vacuolar membrane. Gene Ontology annotation, biological process: SNARE complex disassembly; intracellular protein transport. Lineage: Eukaryota; Fungi; Ascomycota; Eurotiomycetes; Eurotiales; Aspergillaceae. Gene Ontology annotation, molecular function: syntaxin binding; soluble NSF attachment protein activity. The transcript has 5 exons. Bases 101 to 979 code for a protein of 292 amino acids.